GCCGUGCCGAGUGAGAUCCGAGAGCACUGUUAUCUGAGGGAGGCGUGUCGUGUCGUCAGCGUCAGCAUGUCUGCUGGAGGGUGAUACUGUGAGGAUGCUAGCUACUCAUUGUUUUCUCAUCGAUCAUACAAUCUUAUCGAUGAUUUGCAUUGAAUCAGAGCAGAUCUUAUUGAGGGCUUAUCUGGUGUCACUACUCCCGUUUUAUUUACCACUUUUAUAGCUAUCAAUUUUUUAAUGUUGUAAGAAACCCUUUGUAUAAAAUUUUAUUUUCAAAUUUUAAGAAACUUUUUGUUAUGUUAUCAUGUUUUUGGAGUAUUCUUCUAUUGUGGGUCUCUCUCUUGUUACUUUUUAUUUAUUCCUUAAUAAUCAGAAUGAUGACCAGAAAAUUCAAGGACAACUCUGUGAUGCAGAAAAGUUGGUUCAGUUCAAAAGUCUACAGAGAAAGUACCUCAUUGUUUACUUGUUGGCAACAUUUUCUGAUUGGUUGCAAGGCCCCUAUGUUUACCGUCUUUACCAUGAAUACAGCUUUGACGAUGCUGUGAUAUCAAAGCUUUUUUUAGCUGGUUUUUUAUCUAGUUCCUUAAGUGGAUCUGUUGUGGGGUACUUGGCUGACCGAUAUGGGCGGAAAAAAUUAUGCAUUUUUUUCUGUUUUCUUUAUGCUUUCUGCUGUUUUACUAAGGCAUUCAGAUCUGUUUGGAUUCUCCUUGCCAGCCGUUUUCUCAGUGGCAUUGCCACCUCUAUUUUAUUUUCGGCUUUUAAUGCCUGGUACAUCCAUGAACAUUUGCAACACCUUCAACUGCCACCAGAAUGGAUGAACAUGACGUUUGCCAAGGCAACAUUCUAUAAUGGCUUACUUGCUGUUGUGGCUGGCUUUGUGUCCAGCAUUGCUGCAGAUCUGUGUGGAUGGGGUCCACUGGCCCCAUUUAUGAUUGCCAUACCAGUCCUUGUCCUGGCUGGUAUUACUACUUUCCUGUUCUGGGAGGAAAAUCGUGGCUCUGAAUUGGCAUCAUCCUUCACAUUCAAAUCUACAGCCACAAAGUCUUUCCUAAUAAUAUUUUCUCCAAAGGACAAAACUUUAUUGCAUCUGGGCAUGGUUCAGAUGCUUUUCGAAUCAGCAGUUUAUACUUUUGUAAUAGCAUGGUCUCCAUUAUUACUCCCAUUGCAUUUCUCACUGGGGCUUGUAUUUGCCGCAUUUAUGUUGAGCAUAAUGUUAGGGUCAAUAAUAUAUUCUUCAAUGAUAUCUACUUAUCACUGUUCACCUGAAAAAAUGCUAAGUUCCUCAAUGCGAAUGGCUACAAUAUCAAUGAUGGUUGUUGCUGUCCUCACAAUAUCUGAGACCACGCAGCUAACUACUCAAAUUUGUUACAUUGCUCUCUUGAUCUUUGAAGUUUCAGUAGGAAUAUAUUUUCCUGCCUGGGGCUAUUUGGCAGGACGUGCUGUUCCUGAAGACCUAAGAGCAAGUGUCGUCUCAUGGUUCAGGCUGCCAAUGAACAUUUUGACCUGUGUAUGCCUGCAAUGGACAUGGAUUAACAAGCAAAACGUCAAAGCAAUGGCCAGUCCAGCAUCUACUUACCAUUCUUCAUUUGUCAUGUGUGUAGGUCUCUUGUAGUUGCAUGUUGGUCUAGUCAGAGAUUUGCAGUGCAUUACUCUCACAAACACAGUGGUUCCUCAAAUGGUCUUGUUUGAAGAAGCAAGUCCAACAGUGCACAUGUUUUAACUCACCAGGAGGUUAUCAGCGGAAGACUGUUCCAGAUCUGUGAUUUACUGACAUUAAUACUAGUAUUUUCAAUUACUUUUUGUUUUUGUGGUAGGGAUUGAUAUUUUGUUUAAAUCAAGCAAGUUUAGAUAGACUUGCUGUACUUGUGAUAAUUUGCCUCAGCCAGUAUUAAACAUUUGUCAAGUAUGGCUGCACAACAAUUAAAAGAAAAUUAGGUAAAACAAAAGAGAGAGAGAGAAAGAUCUUAUAAAUGUACACUGAUUUUAUUAAGAACAAUUUAACAAGGAGAAUUUGAUUUUACAAAACCGUUGUGAAUUGUAUUACACACUAACUGUCUUAAUAAAAAAAAAAUAGGCCUA
Thrips palmi is the source of this 2076-nucleotide messenger RNA. RefSeq names its product molybdate-anion transporter-like. Gene Ontology annotation, cellular component: membrane. Lineage: Eukaryota; Metazoa; Arthropoda; Insecta; Thysanoptera; Thripidae. Gene Ontology annotation, biological process: molybdate ion transport. The record is from RefSeq and is a predicted model, not a curated record. The coding region runs from base 302 to 1609 and encodes 435 amino acids. Gene Ontology annotation, molecular function: molybdate ion transmembrane transporter activity. The transcript has 5 exons.